Molecule: messenger RNA, 1378 nt
Organism: Corticium candelabrum
Lineage: Eukaryota; Metazoa; Porifera; Homoscleromorpha; Homosclerophorida; Plakinidae
Product: COP9 signalosome complex subunit 3-like
Exons: 13
Coding region: 1-1305 (434 amino acids)
Biological process (GO): ubiquitin-dependent protein catabolic process
Cellular component (GO): COP9 signalosome
Source: RefSeq, a predicted model, not a curated record
AUGGCUGCAACAUUGGAUCAAUUCGUUUCUCGAGUCCGCAGUUUGUCUGAGUCAGAGAAGUAUGCCGAGCUAGUAGAAACUAUAGAAAAGUCUACAGAAAUGCUAGCGAGAAAUAUAAGUCACGCCACUAAUGUGUUGGAGUCCCUAGAUCCGGAACGACACUCGUUGGGACACUUGGCUGUACUAUCUGUAAAGACAAGUAUGCCUUCAGUACCAGACAUCGAAAGUUGCAUUCAUCAAAUUGCUGCGUUCAUCAAAUCGUGUGCUCCAGAGCAGAUCAGAUAUGCAGCAGAGUCAUAUUGCUUGCUUUGUCAUUUUUAUGCAAAGUCACUUGUUGAUUUAAAGAAGCCACUAAGAGGCAUAGAUACUAUCAGGCUAGCAACUGAGAAGCUGCAACCAUCGAUGUCUUGCCUAACAUCUAUACAUGCAGAUUUGGCUCAACUCUGUUUGCUCUCUAAAUGUCUCAAACCAGCCAUCCCAUUUUUGGACAGUGAUGUAUCAGAUUUUGUACAAGAGGGUGGACGGUUUGAUGUGAAACCAUUUCUUUUGUAUUACUAUUACGGGGGAAUGAUAUAUACAGGCUUGAAGCAAUUUGAGAGAGCACUUCAUUUCUUUGAAGUGGCGGUAACAACUCCUGCUCAAGCUCUUAGUGCAAUAAUGUUAGAGGCAUACAAGAAAUACAUUGUUGUAUCUCUUUUACUUCAUGGAAAGGUCGGUCUACUACCAAAGUACACUUCUGGUGUUGUAGCACGAUAUCUGAAACCAAUGUGUGGUGCUUACAAUGAUUUGUCAGCUGCUUAUUCAUCUAAUAGCAGUGCUGAAUUACAAAGGGUUGUUGCAAAGCACACUGAUAUAUUUACUAGAGACACUAACAUGGGGCUGGUCAAGCAGGUGGUGGCUUCUAUGAAUAGGAAAAAUAUUCUGAGGUUGACAAAGACAUUCCUAACUCUGUCUUUAACUGAUGUGGCUAACAGAGUGCAUCUAUCAGGAAGCAAAGAAGCAGAGGAGUAUGUUCUUAGGAUGAUUGAAGAUGGGGAAAUAUUUGCAACAAUAGAUCAGGCAGCAGGGAUGGUUUCAUUUCAUGACAGUCCGGAAAGUUAUUCAGAUGAUCGAAUGCGAGUGCACAUUGACAGUGAGAUUCAGAAAUCCAUGAAGCUGACCAGACAAAUACAACAAAUGGACCAAGAUAUAGCUGUUAAUCCACAGUUUGUAAGAAAGACACUUGGACUGCAAGCUGAUGAGGAUGUCUCAUUGAGUUUCGUAGUAAGUCGAUCGCUACGAACAGGGGAACCUUAUGUCAUGUGAACAACACAACUGCAGUUAACAUUUCAGACACAAGGUUGCUUAUAAUUGAUAUUAAUUAUACCAUUGAAUGCCA